AUGUCCUGUUUCAGACUGCCUAAGAAAUUUAUCAAUGAAUUGCAUCAAGUAGCUGCCCGUUUCUGGUGGAGGUCUGGGGGAGAGGAUAAGAAGAUCCAUUGGCUGGGUUGGAAUACUUUACGUAAACCAAAAUUUUGUGGUGGCAUGGGGUUCCGUGACUUAGAGCUUUUCAAUAAGGCUUUACUUGCAAAGCAGAGCUGGCGGAUUCUCAAUAACCCUGACUCCGUUUUGGCUAAAGUGUUGAAGGGGCGUUAUUUUAGAAAUUGUGAUUUGUUGCAAGCUGAAAUUCGAGGGAGCCCUUCUUUUAUUUGGCGAAGCCUUGUUUGGGGUUCUGAGCUUCUGAAGGAUGGUUUGCGAUGGCGAAUUGGGAAUGGUGAAAAUGUAAAUGUUUAUAGAGAUAAUUGGGUCCCAAAUCAACCCUCACUCAAAAUUCUAUCAGCUCGAAGAUUGCCUAUUGAGUCAACGGUUCAUAGUUUGAUAAAUCAUGAUUUAGCUAUUUGGAAGGUGGAUGAAAUUGAAGCUGCAUUCUCUCCUGAUGAAGCUAAGGGUAUUCUCUCUAUCCCGUUGGGGAGCCGAAAUAGAAGGGAUAAACUGAUAUGGCACUACGAGAAAAUGGGGGUGUAUACAGUUAAGAGUGGGUACAGGAUUGCUGUGAUGAAGCAACCACUUUUACAUGUUUCUUCUUCAUCCUCUGAGACUAUGACUUCGUGGUGGAAAGGCCUCUGA
This is a messenger RNA of Momordica charantia (bitter melon), 726 nucleotides long. The record is from RefSeq and is a predicted model, not a curated record. NCBI's taxonomy places the organism in Eukaryota, Viridiplantae, Streptophyta, Magnoliopsida, Cucurbitales, Cucurbitaceae.